AUGUCAGCAACAGAUAUAUUUACAACAACUUCAUCAAAGUUCAAUGAUUCAUUGGUAUUGAUAAAUAAAUUAGAUAGUUCAAAGUUCCCAAGAAUACUUUCUAGAAUCGUUCAAAAGAUUGGUUGUGAUAAGAGUGAAAGAAUAUUCUCACAAGUAGAAGAAGAACAAUUACAAGGUGUUUUGGGGUUGGCUGCAUACGAAUUGAAAGCAAUCAUUGAAGCAUGUUCUUUUAUUUUCGAACAGACAGCAUACUACUCACUCUCUGGUAAUAGUUUGAUCGCUCAACUACAAAAGACAACACUACAAAACGAUAAGAUCACCGCAUUCCAGAGUGUAUGGACAGAGAAUGCAGAAUCUACAUUACAACAAUUGAGAUCGAAAUCGGUUGCACCACUGGUCUUGGGUGACAUCGGUUGGAGAUUCCACUUACAAAUGUCACAAUCAUCAAUGAGUAAAAUUAAACAACCAUCUGCCAUUUUCGAAUUCGAUUUAAAGUCUGACUCUAAAAAAGAUGAAAAGAUGGUAUUAGAAUUUAACAAAGAACAAUUACAAGAUUUCUUUUUACAAUUGGAAUUGGUUCAAGCUAAAUUAGAUUCAUUGGCAUAG
Messenger RNA from Heterostelium album PN500, 606 nucleotides. It is a transcript of the gene commd10, whose product is annotated as COMM domain-containing protein 10. The coding region runs from base 1 to 606 and encodes 201 amino acids. The record is from RefSeq and is a predicted model, not a curated record. Lineage: Eukaryota; Evosea; Eumycetozoa; Acytosteliales; Acytosteliaceae. The transcript is spliced from 4 exons.